Coregonus clupeaformis (lake whitefish) is the source of this 2400-nucleotide messenger RNA. Its product is annotated as transcription factor SOX-30. Gene Ontology annotation, biological process: regulation of transcription by RNA polymerase II. NCBI's taxonomy places the organism in Eukaryota, Metazoa, Chordata, Actinopteri, Salmoniformes, Salmonidae. The record is from RefSeq and is a predicted model, not a curated record. Gene Ontology annotation, cellular component: nucleus. The transcript is spliced from 5 exons. Gene Ontology annotation, molecular function: sequence-specific double-stranded DNA binding; DNA-binding transcription factor activity, RNA polymerase II-specific. The coding region runs from base 114 to 2015 and encodes 633 amino acids.
UCGUUCCCAAACAUUCCAUGACAGUUUGUUUAUCGUAACAACCGACAAUCAAUAGGUAGUUUUUUUGCUUGUUGUCUGUCACAAAAGGUUUUCUCUCAAGUUGAGUUGCAACAAUGGAUAGGCAUCCCAAGCGAAGAGCUCAAAUGACAUUCAAGACAAGUGAACAAAGUAAAAACAAAGAUGACAGUAAGAAAAAUACCAACGAAAGCGAGGGCCCUGCAUCUUCAACAGAGAAGCAUCGAGGUGAUGGAGAACAGAAGAGACCGGUGGGUAGGCCUAAAGGUAGUGGAAGUUCUGGAAAUAGUGAAGCUGUUCAGGUUAGGCCUAAAGUUAUUUUCAAAGCUGAUAAAUGUGGUGGUGAUGGGUAUCUAAUGGCCACAAGUUCAACACACCUCAAGGAAGCCAUUCAAGGUCGACCAGUUACAUUUGAAAAGGAGAGAGCACCAUCAUCAGUCAAUAAACAGAGUAAAGCCACAUCUGAUCAUCCCAUGAACUCUCAAGUGCAGGUCAUCAAGGAGGAGAUCAUCACACCUGCUCCAGGUCAGGCCAAUGUCAAGGUAAAAGUUGUCCAAGAACCAACAACGCAUCGUCAAGGAUGUCCACCUGCGGCUCCCACUAUAGACUUCUCCAAACCGAUCCAUGUUGUCCACGAAAAAACCUUGACAGUAUUGGAUGGUAAAGCCAUAACGCUCAGCAAAGUUCCAUACCCACCACCUGUUCAUGUGAAUGUUCAGCCACUUCCAGUAAAGAAGGUGAACACUAGAGGGACGAAUCUCACCAUGCCACCAUCAGAAGCAGAAAAUCUGGAAGUAACACGGAGUGUAGACAGAAAUGGCUAUAUCAAAAGGCCUAUGAAUGCGUUCAUGGUCUGGGCGAGAAUCCACAGACCUGCCCUGUCCAAGGCCAACCCAACAGCCAACAACGCAGACGUCAGUGUGCAGCUAGGAGCAGAGUGGAGCAAGCUCACUGAGGAAGAGAAGAGGCCCUACUAUGAGGAAGCACGUCAACUCAAAGACAAGCACAGACAUGAGUUCCCUGGUUGGAUCUAUCAGCCCAGACCUGGAAAAAUAAAGGGCUACCCUUCUGUGAUGUCCUUCGCCCCUCAACCAUCCUGCAGCUCUGCAGGGACAAGUGUUCCUGGGGCUGAGUCUUGUCCCAUGACCAUGGCCAUGGCCACCACUACCACCAGCUCCUCUGUUGCAAACACACGGGCCACAGGCUCUAAUGACCAUGGUGUCCAGGGUGCUACAGUGGCAGCUCCAAAUGCCUCUCAGAGUACCAGCCCAGUCUCCAUAUUCUUCCAGACUACUGCCUGCCCACAUCCCCACCCAACAGCCACUACCUCUGGUGCUAAGCCUGCAGAACGCAAGCGUGAAGCCAGACACUGUGGCAGCAACCUUGAAGAAGCUCCCAAACCCAGGAAAAUCAGCAGUCAACAGGCGUACUACAAUUCUGCCAGUGAGAUUCCCUCUACAAUCAUGCCAUCCAGCUCCAGAGGUCUCCAAAUACCACUCUCUAACCUGGCUUACCCACACAUGUAUCCUCCAUCUCCCAUGCAACACCCGGUGGGCCUCUUCCCCACCCCUUGCUUCCCCUUUGCUCCGCCCUUCUUCAUGCCUGGACCCCAGUUUUAUCCAACAGGAUCAUACCCUUACCCACAUGGCCCAUACUCCUACCCAGUUCUCCAACCCCAGGAGUUCUCAAACCCCAUGGCUACUCCUAUGUCUACUCCGGGCUACCCCUAUGAUGACAACUACGAUCAGCAUGAGUCCACGUUCUCCCUUCUCAACAGAGACUACCCGUUUCGGCAGAGAGGGGAGGGCGGGCAGAGAUGUCAAGGUCAAGGGCAGGCCCCCACUACCUCUGAGCUCCUGGGUUCGGUCCCACCACUGGAUGUGCGUGCCCUGGAGAAUGUCUUCACCAACUCUGCGCCAGAGAACCCUGCCAGUGUCCAAGAGGUCCAAGUCACCAAUGAGGAGGACGGGGAAGAGGUGCGCGUGAUGAGAAUUCUCUAGCAUCAAACCAAAGUGACAUCCUUUAGUAAAAUCCCUGAUAGAGUAUAUUUGUUGUCAGUGUAUAUAAAGUCCCAAAAAGUAUCUACAAAUAAAUUAAUAGUUACUGUUAUUCUGAAGUAAUUUAUUUUUUAAAGAUAAAUACUGUUUUAUGAGAUCGACCUCUGCUCUGUACAAAAUGACAUUUUGCAGUAUUUUAAAGUGUUUGAAAGGAAGUCUAUUUAUUUAUGCCUUUUUUUCUUCAAAUACCUGGUUUGUAAGGAGAAAGGGGUGCUUUGCUGGUUUUAUGCAGACUGAGAGUCCAGGCAUAGACAGGUACUACUGGCCUAUUCAGAGUACUGUGCUCUUCAUAUAGAAAUCCAAUAAAAAUGCCAAUGCACCAAUAAUA